AAGAUAAAGAAGGAGCAGGACGCAGACUUUCCAGGAAUUCAAACUACAACGGCAGCUCAAUCCUACAGUAUGAAUUUCAGCUUCAGUGAACCCAGGACCAGCCAUGGGCUUGGAAACCAAGGCUCUGGAGAUUCACAACUGAGACUUGUCUUACUGGGUAAAACUGGAGCAGGAAAAAGUGCAACAGGGAACAGCAUCCUUGGAGAGAAAGUGUUUCAUUCCAGCAUUGCAGCAAAAUCCGUCACCAAGACCUGUGAGAAAGGGAAAAGCACAUGGGAUGGGAGAGAAAUUGUCGUCGUGGACACGCCUGGCAUUUUCGACACUGAGGUUCAGGCUGCCGACACACGCCAGGAGAUUGCCCGCUGCAUCCUCCUGAGCUCCCCAGGGCCUCACGCUCUGCUCCUGGUGAUCCCGGUGGGCCGCUACACACCGGAAGAGCACAAGGCCAUGGAGGAGAUGCUGGCAAUGUUUGGAAACAAAGCUAAGAAAUACAUGAUCCUCUUAUUCACCCGGAAAGAUGACUUGGAUGGCAUGGAUUUCCGUGAUUACUUAAAGGAAUCUGCAAAAGGCAUUCAAGAGCUGAUAGGCCAGUUCAGUAAUCGCUACUGUGUAUUCAACAAUAAGGCGACAGGUGCUGAGCAGGAGGUCCAGAGGGCAGAGCUGCUGGCCCUGGUCACGCGCGUGGUGAUGGAGAAUGAAGGAGGAUACUACACUAAUCAGAUGUUCCAAAAGGCCGAGGAUGAGAUUCAGAAACUGAUCCAAAGGAUGCAAGAAAAUCAUAGAAAAGAGCUGGAGAGAGAGAAAAGGCGGAUAAGAGAGGCGUAUGAAGAGAAAAUCAGAAAGCUGGAGGAUGACCUGGAGCGGGAAAAGAGAAAGGCACAAAUGGAGAGGGAAUUCGCUGAAAAGGAGAAUCAAUAUGCUUCUAGGCAGCGAAAUGCCAGAGAUGAGGUUGAGAGGCAGAGUGGAGUAACUGAAUUAAUCUUGCACGUAUUGCAGAUUGCUAGCACUAUUUUCUCAUUUCUGUUUAGUGACGAUUAAGCUUAAUGAAAAUUGUCUAUUCUCCCUGCAUAUUUUCAGGUGCCCCUGCCCCAUAAAACUCAUUCACCAAAGCCAGAGCUCUCUGUUUCUGUCUCUCGGGCCCUCAGGACUAGGAAGCGUAGUCAAGUUCACUGUUGGAAAUUGGUAGCCGGUUGAUUGAUGUCACAGGGGAGGGACAAAUUCUCAAUGUGCAAAACUCCAAAGCAGAAAGUAUGGCUGCUCCCUGUCUUCUGAAUUCUUUCUCAGAAAUACAGAGGAAAGGAAUGCAGGAGACCAACAGAACAUGGCCCCAGGCUUUCUCUGUUUAUCCCUAGUAAAAGUUUCUCCUCUAGAUUCUUUCCAGAUUGGCAGAUAAUCUCCGCCUGUGGCUUCUACUACCUUGUGUUUGGCUUUAGGACCACACUGAUCAUUUUACCCAUAUGGUUUGUUAGAAAAAUCAAUUCUUUGCAUUAGGUAAUCUAUAGCUACAGAUGCUUGUAGAAUUCUUUCUAGAGGAACAUAAAUUUAUUUCAUUACAUUCUUACAGAAGGACUGAAAUUGUUCCUUCUCACUCUCCCUCUCACUGAAGAACACAGAGUUGUCUGGCAAACAGAUCUCUCAGAACUCAACUAAAGUGAAACGCCAGGAAAAAUCAAACGACAGAGAUUCAACAGAUAAGAGAACAAUGUUUGGUAUAUUUAGAUGUAUCUGUAGAAACACUUUACCCAACCUCAAUGUCACCAAUUUGCUAAAUAACCACUUGCCUCCUUUUCUUGUGAAACCAACUGUUGCCACCCACUUCCUUCACCCCACACCUUGAUGCUGCUCCCGCCCACUUGCAUUGUUUGCUUAUUGUUAUUAUAAUAAAAUUUUCUGUUUUCUCA
Molecule: messenger RNA, 1901 nt
Organism: Hipposideros armiger (great roundleaf bat)
Lineage: Eukaryota; Metazoa; Chordata; Mammalia; Chiroptera; Hipposideridae
Product: GTPase IMAP family member 4-like
Exons: 3
Coding region: 70-1038 (322 amino acids)
Cellular component (GO): cytosol
Molecular function (GO): GTP binding
Source: RefSeq, a predicted model, not a curated record